UGACUCUAUAUACCUCCCUCGUCAUCUACCACUGCGAGGUGAAGAGGGGUUUCCAGAGUCCCCAGGCUGAUUGAGGUUAUUAGCAUGGCAAUUAGCAGCAAUUACCUAUGGCAAAAUGCACUUCCCAUGUACCAGUGCAGGUAGAUGGAUUUUUACAGGGCCACAUAGCUGUCUCCUCCUGGUAAAAAUUCUCUGGUGUUAUCACCCCGUCCCCACUCUGCGGCUAAGACCUUCUACCAUGAAGCUCCUCUCCUGCCUCAUGGCUCUGCUCCUCUUCCUCCUCCAGGCUGUUCCAGGUCUUGGCUUGCCCAGAGACACCUCACGUUGUGUUGGCUACCACGGGUACUGCAUCCGUUCCAAAGUCUGCCCAAAACCAUUUGCUGCAUUUGGAACUUGCUCUUGGCGUCGGGAAACCUGCUGUGUAGACACCACAUCAAACUUCCAUACCUGUCAAGACGAGGGGGGCCAUUGUGUAUCUCCAAAGAUCAGAUGUUUGCAAGAACAGAUGGGACUCUGCCCUCUAAAAAGAUGGAAGUGCUGCAAAGAAAUAUAACAAAAGACCUUGCAGAAUUGCAGAAAGCCACAGAAAUGCAUGGGAGAGAAAACAAACAAGCCUUCUUGUUGUUCUGUCCUGUAGAGAAGCUGCCCGACAUUCUCAACAUAUGAAGUUUGCAAUUCAUUAGAGGCGACAUGCUUUUUUAAUCUAUAUAACAAAGGCAAUAAACAUUAAAUAAAUGGUCUAACAGUCCCAUAUAUACACAGAGAGAGGCAGCAGGUCUCCUUCAUCUUUGUGGAGAGAGCUGUUGAUCAGAAAAUUCUGUACAUGAGAAUUGCUCUAAAGAAGUCUACAUAGAGACUGCUUAUGGAUGAGGAACAUUCAACCCCAGCCCACCCCCACUGCAUCCACUGCCCACAACCCUCAGUACUAUAUCUCCACAUUGAACCCUCCAGGGAUGGUGACCCCACCACCUCUCUUAGCAUCUGUGCCACUGCAGCACCUCUCUUUAUGAGAUAAAAUCCAUCCUAAUAUCCAAACUGACCCUCCCCUGGUGCAACUUGAGGCCACGUAUGUUCAUGCUUCCAUACAUUCUUUGAGCAAUUUGAAGAUUUCUGAGGGUUUCCUCUGCCAAGCCUAUUGCUAGUAGUCGAAGGUGCGUAGUGUAGAGGUGUUCCCUGAAAUUGCAUCACAA
Messenger RNA from Coturnix japonica (Japanese quail), 1190 nucleotides. RefSeq names its product gallinacin-11. Gene Ontology annotation, molecular function: CCR6 chemokine receptor binding. Lineage: Eukaryota; Metazoa; Chordata; Aves; Galliformes; Phasianidae. The record is from RefSeq and is a predicted model, not a curated record. Gene Ontology annotation, biological process: defense response to Gram-positive bacterium; innate immune response in mucosa; defense response to Gram-negative bacterium.